Cynoglossus semilaevis (tongue sole) is the source of this 810-nucleotide messenger RNA. It is a transcript of the gene mrps14, whose product is annotated as mitochondrial ribosomal protein S14. The transcript has 3 exons. Gene Ontology annotation, cellular component: ribosome; mitochondrial small ribosomal subunit. The record is from RefSeq and is a predicted model, not a curated record. Bases 80 to 496 code for a protein of 138 amino acids. Gene Ontology annotation, molecular function: structural constituent of ribosome. Gene Ontology annotation, biological process: translation. NCBI's taxonomy places the organism in Eukaryota, Metazoa, Chordata, Actinopteri, Pleuronectiformes, Cynoglossidae.
UCAUGCUCUUCCGGGGCAGCAGACGGCGCUGUCCGCAGUGUGCAGUUUCCCGGUGUUGUUUCCGGAUAACAAAUCCAACAUGGCAGUUCACAGAAUAGCAUGUUUGGGCUUAAAUGCCCUUUAUUCCUCAUUUUGUGCUCCAAAGCAGGCCCUGCGGAGCUGCUGGGGGACAGUUGAACAAGUGAGAGGGUAUUAUGUGAACUGGAGAAUGCUGAGAGAUGUGAAAAGAAGGAAAAUGGCUUUUGAAUAUGCAGAUGAACGGCUACGGAUCAAUGCACUGAGAAAGAACACCAUCUUGCCCAAAGAGCUGCAGGAGGUGGCUGACAAAGAAAUUGCAGCCCUACCCAAAGACAGCUGCCAUGUGAGAAUACGCAACAGGUGUGUGAUGACAUCCAGACCCCGUGGAGUGAAACGAAGGUGGAGGCUCAGUCGGAUUGUCUUUCGUCAUCUAGCAGAUCACAACCAAAUGUCUGGGAUUCUGAGGGCAAGGUGGUGAUAAAGUGAUCAUUGGAAAUCACUAUCUGAGUAGAACAUCGUGGGGGAAGAAAUGUGUGGAUGUGGUUACAAAUGAAUAUCAGUCUUCUCUGCUAAUCCGAUACAGACUUUAAAGCUCUGGUGACUUUAAAGAUAACGUGAUAACUGUAUUAAAACAACUAUAUUCUCAAAGGCAAAAAUAAAUCCAAUGUAAUUACUGCAGCAUGCCUGCUGUGUUGUAUACAUUCGUUUCUCAGUCAUGUUCUUGUCGUUUAUUGUAUGAAUUCAUGUUUGUCAAAAUAAAGUGAUCUUGUCUUUUUAGUUACUAAAGUAUAA